Molecule: messenger RNA, 2136 nt
Organism: Penicillium cosmopolitanum
Lineage: Eukaryota; Fungi; Ascomycota; Eurotiomycetes; Eurotiales; Aspergillaceae
Product: homeobox domain-containing protein
Exons: 2
Coding region: 1-2136 (711 amino acids)
Biological process (GO): regulation of transcription by RNA polymerase II
Cellular component (GO): nucleus; RSC-type complex
Molecular function (GO): DNA-binding transcription factor activity, RNA polymerase II-specific; DNA binding
Source: RefSeq, a predicted model, not a curated record
AUGAGUUAUAUCCACCCCUCAUGGAACUAUCCCGCCCACUCGGGGAUCCCAAUGGACCACAACAUGGCCUACGACCCUUCUAUGAUGCCCCCGCCGAUGAUGCAUCCCAUCGAUGGCUACCUCUACCCUCAUCCGCCUAUGGAGAUGAUCGAUUACUAUCACCAGCCCAUCAUGGACUAUGACGAAUACACAGAGAAUCUCUCACGCCCGCGUUUGACCAAGGAGCAGGUCGAGACCCUUGAGGCUCAAUUCCAGGCUCACCCCAAACCGAGCAGCAAUGUGAAGCGUCAAUUGGCUGCUCAAACUAAUCUGAGCCUGCCACGCGUGGCUAAUUGGUUCCAAAAUCGACGCGCCAAGGCCAAGCAGCAGAAGCGCCAGGAGGAAUUCGAGAAGAUGCAAAAGGCCAAGGCCGAGGCCGAGGAGGCCGCCCGCCGAAAGUCCGAGACCUUGGAUCAACAUCUGUCUGAGUCGCGACAGUCGUCCUCCGCCCCGAAGGAAGAGUCCGAGCAGCCUCCCACCCCAAAACAAUCCUCUGCUACCCCCACCCCUACCCCCGAGAACGUCACACACUCCGAUUCCCCGUCCAAGGGGAAGCACCACAAGACGAAGAGCGAGUCAGCUCGCGAGGCGACGUUCGCAUCCCUGCAGCGGGCCCUCAAUGCAGCCUGUGCGGCGCGCACCCGUUUCUCCCGUAAAGGCUCCCGCAAGCCGGAUUCCGUGCCAGAGGAAGAGCCCAUCUCACCCACCACCAUGGCCCCGCCUGCCGCGGCCCCUCAGUCACACGAAAGCAAGAGGCAACCGAUCUACAACUCGGGGUACGCCGACUGGGCUGGCGUCAAGGAUGAACCUUCCUGGGAACAGUCCCAGCCUCAGCCCGAGACAUCCUCAUUCCACCCCGCCAACCAAUCCAUUCCUGAGGUGCCCACCUCUUCUCACUCUAUACAGCAAAAUGCAAACGCCUACUCGGGAGCCCAAUACCAGACCGAGGAGUGGACGGAAGCCCAUAAGGAGCACAUGUCCCCUCAAAACAUGGGAGCGGAUGCCGGCAUGGGCUACAACAUGCAAUACCCCAUGCAGGCACCCGAUAUCUCCGUUUCUCGACGGGAGUCGUCCGAUGCUUUGUCCACCACCCUGAACGGCAUUGGAAUCUGUACGUCUGAGUCGGGUAUGCCAGCGUUGAACAGAGCCGGUGGAUCGUCUUGGGAGAAGUCCGGUAAAGAACUCGAUCUCGCCGCGAGACGUAAACGCCCCCGCCCUGCUGCAAUUGGCACUUCCAACACCCGUUCGUUGGCCGCGUCGACUUCCAUGUCUUCCCUGUCGCCUACCAACCGGGUUCCAAGCUCCGGUGCCGGAAACUCGAUGAGACACUCCAAGUCGGCCCAGAGCCUCAACAACCGGUAUGCCGGUGUGCGGAAGGCCUCUGCUGCUCAGCGCUCCCCGUUGAAUUUCACUUUCGCCGAGUCCGGCUCCAUGAAGUCCAGCAAGGCCGAGAUGCUGCGGCCAUCCGUCUCAUCCACAAAUCUGGCUCCGCCAACCCCCUUGACACCUCAGGACUUCCAACACUUCAUGCCCGCCUCGCCGACUGAGAGUAACUACUGCCUUUCGGCUCACUCCACAACUCAAUUCUUCCCGACCUCUCAGCCCAUGCAAGUCAACAUCGCCUCUCCUCCUACUACCCCGCUGGACAUCUAUUCUCCUUUCACAUAUCAGAACGUUGCCCCGCCGAUGUCUGCCCCGGCCCAGGUCUCGACCUUCCCGGAGUACGUCAGCUGCGAUCCGGUCCCCAUGUCGGCUCGAAGCUGGGCAGACACGGGCUCGCUCUCUUCGCCGGAAUUCCAGAGCGGUCUGCAAGUACCACACUCCGCCACCGUGUCCCCCAUUGGUUACGAUGCGGCUGUUGAACACACUGGCCAGGCCUUUGGGAUGGAGCCUGUGUCCGGGUCACCGUCACUCAUCUAUUCGGUUGAAGACGUUAACCAGGCAGGGUCGAUGGAUGAGAGGAAACAAGCUGAGUUCAGGAUGCAUGACUUUGCCGAGCAGCAGCAUGAUGGCUACUCUGCGCAUCUGGCUUCGGUCCACAGGCCGAAGGCAUACACGUUUGCCAACAACACGACUCCGAUCAACUAUCCCUCCUAA